This is a messenger RNA of Laetiporus sulphureus 93-53, 2613 nucleotides long. RefSeq lists its product as uncharacterized. The record is from RefSeq and is a predicted model, not a curated record. The transcript has 12 exons. NCBI's taxonomy places the organism in Eukaryota, Fungi, Basidiomycota, Agaricomycetes, Polyporales, Laetiporaceae. The coding region runs from base 1 to 2613 and encodes 870 amino acids.
AUGCUGUGGUGCGUGAGCCUCCCACCUGAUCUCGCAUCCCGGGCACUGCUCAGCGCCUCGCAUUAUCAUCAGGCGUACGGCGGUGGUCCGCUCUCAAAGAAAGCUGGUGACAGGCUCAUCGACGCGGGUGUAACGUUAGUCGCGGUGUAUGGUGGCACCGAGUUCGGUGCUUCCUCGUCAGCAUUUGACUAUGAGCGCGACGUUCGCAUGAACCCUGCAGGUAAGACUCGCGAGGAAUGGCAGUGGAUCCAGUUUCCCACGGACCUGGUGAACAUUCGCUGGUAUUCGUGCCAUGCCCGACUCACUAGCCCAGCAAGGAAAACCUCACAAAUGGCGAGAAAGGCUAUGCGGCCUCGGACCUUUGGGAGCCACACCCAACCAAGCUGGGGCUUUAGCGGAUGUGAGAAGAGCGUACCGAUUCAGCAAGAGACCCAUGUCGGUGCACAUCUUUGGGUUACUGGGGUGCUCAUGUUCGUUCGGGGGCGUGAGCAGCCCAGCGUGAUAAUUGAACAGACGCCCGAGUACGCCGUUCGGGCGGGCGACCAGGGCCAUCUAGUCAACGUGAGAAACACUGUCAGGCGGCAGGUUGAGGACGCGAAGGCCCCAGCACCGGCCUUCGCGCGCAUCUUCAAGGAGAUGAUUUUGGUGGCUGAUCCUGCACGGCCAUUUUCACGGGCUGCGAAGGGGACGAUCAUGGGGAAGCAGGUCCUUGCGCUGUACGAAGCGGACAUAGACGCCUUGUACAACGUCAUCGCGGAAAGCAGAGACGCACAUGGAAUCGUGCCUCCGAAGUCGUGGGCGUUCUCAGAUGUGGAAAUUUUCCUCCGUAAAGCUAUGGUUCAUGGUGUUGACCAUCGGUCGUUUGUCGUCAGCUUGAGCGCCGCAUUCUUGCGAAACCGCAUCGUCGGUGCCCUUCGCUCGUCAUCUGAUCCCUGUGCUGUUCAUGCCGCGCGGGCUAUACAGUCCAAUCUCAUCUUCGCACACCCGAAGCUCUCAUCGCUUGCACGCCUCCAGGAGAUAGGCUCCACUGCCGAAGACAUCGAGACUUUGGUGCAGAAGUAUGCAGCACUUCUCCCGCGAGAUCCUCUGGAAGAGACACAAAGGUCAUCCGGGAAAGGACCGAUCGUGUUGGUCACUGGCAUGACGGGGACUCUCGGGGCGCAUUUAUUAGCCGAAUUACUAUCCAAUUCGCAGGUCGAACAUGUGUACGCGCUCAACAGAGGCUCAGAGCUGCAUGAACGUCAGCUUGCUGCAUUCAAUGCGGCACAGCUUCCAGCAACCGUCGCGUCUAAGCCAAAGCUGACGUUACUUUCCAGGGACCUUGACCGGGAGGACUUCGGUCUGGACGACGCUCUUGUGGAGACACUUUGCGCGACGGUAACGCACGUCAUGUACGACGCAUGGCGGGUCCAUUUCAACCUCGCGUUGUUGUCACAAAUCAAAUCCGCGGUUCAGCUAGCCACCACUUUCGCGACCGCGAAGUUCUUCACAUCGUCCGUCACGAUCGCACAAGCAUGCUCAAGAACACGGUCUGAGCCUGUGCCUGAAGUGCCAGUUGAGAAUCCUGCGGUCGUUGUUGGCUCGGGUUACGGUAGCUCCAAGUAUGUCGUGGAGGAGGUGAAUGAGAAGCUUCCUAAUAUGCUGGGCACUGCGAGCAAACUCUGGCAAAGGUCCUCGCUCAUGGGCGGAGGUCGGAUCUGUGGUUCUAGGAAGGGCGGGGCGUGGAGCACGAAAGAAUGGGUACCAAUACUGGUCAAGUCCAGCAUCGCACUGGGUUGCUUUCCGUCCGUGCCUGGGGUCGUCUCUUGGGUGCCGAUGGACAUUGCGGCCCGUGCAGCGACAGACAUCGUGCUGGGCGACAAUGACGUUGAUGUUGUCAACAUUGUGCAUCAUCGACCGGUCAGAUUCGACGAGGUCCUGACUGCCAUUGUCGCUGAGCUACGAAUUGGAUUGCCGUUUGUAUCGAUGGAACGCUGGGUUCAAGAGCUGGAGAGUAAAGCUCACAACCCAUCGGUGAAUGACGUCGAGGGCAUACCUGCCAUGAAGCUGCUGGACUUCUUCCAAACCUUACUGCAAACUCUGCAAGGCAAUGACAAUGCAGAUGAGACGGAAGUGUAUGGAAUACCCUUCUUCGAGAGCGAGAAAGCUCGAGAAGCGAGUACGGCUGUCUCAUGGGUCCCAAUCGACAUGGCCGCGAAGGCAUUGGUCGAGUUCCGCACUGCAACAGCGAUGCCGGCUGUAGUUCACCUUGUGCACCCUCGUCCGGCGCCCUGGUCAAUGCUUGCCACCAACAUCGCGUCCGAUAUCUCUGUUCCUCUGGUUUCGUAUGCCGAAUGGCUGUCCAAGCUAGGGAAUAUGGUCCAGGAAUCGCACGACGAAUCACUUGCGGAGGUCGAGCUUUUGCGAGACAUGAGGGCCCUUCGCUUACUUCCGUUCUUCAAAGGACUUGCGCCAUCCACCGGAGGAGACGCAUUGGGCUUCCCCCGUCUGUCUGUGGAGAGGGCAAAGGCUCUAUCGCCUACGCUAUCCGCUGGACGCCCUCUGGGCGUCGAUGACGUCGGAAGAUGGCUUAGGCACUGGCGUGACGUAGGCAUGGUCCCGGAUUCGAACUAG